GCCAGAGGCCCGGCCAACAGCGCCCCGAGCCAGCCGCCCAGAGGGAAGGCGGACACAACAAGACUCCACAUGAGGGUCACCUGAGGUGUCUCCAGACCGACGCCCCAGCGCUCCAUGGCGCCAUCCCCAACAAAGAGGAAGGAGGAUGACAGAAGUAAACAGAGAGGCAAGGAGAAGUCGGGAGCCACGAAAGAAGGAGCUGAUAAGGGCCGGGGCCGAGAGAAGAACCGCGCACGGCGCAGUGCUUCCAGUGGGAGCAGCAGGUCCAGCUCCAGCUCCAGCAGCAGCUCAGGCUCCAGCUCCGGCUCCUCCAGUGGCUCCAGCUCCUCUGCCUCCAGCCACUCGGGCUCCUCCAGCUCUCGCUCCUCCUCCUCCUCCUCCUCGUCCUCUUCACCGAGCCCCAGCCGCCAGCGCCACAACAACAGACGACGCUCACGCUCAAAGUCAAAAUCAGUGAAGAAGGAUGACAGAGACCGGCGCCGUAGGAGCCCCACACCCAAACCCACCAAGGUCUACUUGGGCCGGCUGACCAGAAAUGUUAUCAAGGAGCACAUCCAGGAGAUCUUCUCCACUUAUGGCAAGAUCAAGAUGAUCGACAUGCCCAUGAACCGCGUCCACCCUCACCUGUCCAAAGGCUACGCCUACGUGGAGUUUGAGACACCUGAGGAGGCGGAGAAGGCCCUGAAACACAUGGACGGAGGUCAGAUCGACGGUCAGGAGAUCACAGUCACAGCUGUGCUGACUCCCACAGUGCGCCUACCCCCCCGCAGGCUGUCCCCUCCUCGCAGGAUGCCUCCCCCACUACCAAUGUGGCGACGCACUCCACCUCGAAUGAGGAGAAGGUCUCGGUCUCCACGGCGACGCUCUCCAGUGCGACGCAGGUCUCGAUCGCCCGGCCGCCGCCGGCACCGGUCACGCUCUAGUUCCAACUCCUCCCGCUAGUGAUUGGGAAACCCUUCCUCCUCCCCUCUGCUGUGUUCUUUUGAUCAUCGGUGUGACCAAACAAACAUGAAGGAAAUACAUAUUUUAGUGGUUUAACCAUCAGAACCUGCGUGAUGAGAACAUGGACACCAAAAUUCCUACUGUAUCCCUGAUGGAAUAAUUUGGGCGGAUGAUUUUUGCUAACAUUAUAGCAAACGCAGUUUUAAAUGAUGAGACAUAAAACUGAGACAAUGAGCUCUCAAGCUAAAUGAUAAGUAACGUACUACUUAUAAUGUAACUGUCGCAGUUUUGUGGUGGUCAGUAAAGCAGUUUAUUCAAAUCCCAGAAAUACUGUUGAGUUUUGGAAUCAACAAAAUGCAAAAAACAAUGAACAGACAAUUGCACAAUUUGUGUAUGACACAGUAUGCACCAUGGAAGUUACAAAUAUAAGUUAAAUGUCUUGCUUUUUUUAUAAGUAGCUUCUGCCACUUGAGUAAGAUCGCGGAUCUUGUGCUGUGAAGUCAUUAGGCCUGAUUCGGCCUAACAUGGGCUCAUGUUUAGGAUGCAUCUGUGUACAGUACAUCAUAAACCUCACACAGUGAACAAGUUUCAAUCCAAAUUUCACGCAAAAGUUUGAACGAAUUUCCAGUCAGCAAAGAAAACGUAAGCCCAUGCAUGUUUCCACUCGCCACGUAUUAUUAUCAAUUAGCCGUUACUACAUCGAGAUAAAGAGUUGAUGGUGAUAAUUAUCCCGUCAUUAAGUCUGGUGCCAUUAAAGCAAUUGCAGAAGAAAAGCCAAGCGGAAAAUCUUUUUUGCGACAUUCAGACUUUUUUUUAAUUAACAGCAUAAUCACUGUUUUAUUUUUGUUUUUUUUACACACACAAAUAGAAAAUGCUCAUAAAAACAGGUGACUGCACUUAAGUGUGUUACAGUCAUCUACCAUCAUAUAUUACCGUCAUGUAAGCGUGGAGCAAAUCAUCUUGUGGGAUCAUAUGGUCGAUUGUAGUGUCUGUGUUCUCAUCACCGAAGCAGCAGGUGAACUAAUGACUUUGAGACGGUCUUAAAAUCAUCCUACUGUACAGUACAGCAGACAGCGUUCAUCUGGCAGAGCCCGGAUGUUAACUUUCAUUGUGGUCCAGUGCAAUCAAUUACUGUUAUUGAAUUACAGAUGUGACAUGGUGCUACUGGUCAUAAUUGUUGUUUUAAAGCCAUCUCUUCUCUAACCCUGGCCUUUGUUAGUGUAUGACGCCGCAGCAUCACUUCUUCCAGUAAAUCACAGUUACAAAGGCAGCUAUACAAGUGAGUCAUAAGUCAAAUAUCAGUUAGCAGUGUAUGUCUGUUUCAAUAGAAGUCUGGAAAUGACACGGUGGUUAUUACAGUGUCGGUAGAGGUCAGAAGGUUAUCGCGUGUCUCGCUGGUGCAUCAGGAAUUCCUGUUCUUUUUUCCAGCUGAUUUUUAUGUGUCACACUGUGAUCUUCUGAUCCAGACGUUUGUGGUUUUAGCUCUGGGAUCAACAGUUGUGCUAACUUGUUCUCUUCAGAGGCGGACUGAUGCAACAUGCUUGACUUGGUGUAUGUGUGUGAUGGCUUGACAAUAAAGUUCAUGGUUUGAACU
This is a messenger RNA of Chelmon rostratus (copperband butterflyfish), 2536 nucleotides long. RefSeq names its product RNA-binding protein with serine-rich domain 1-B-like. Gene Ontology annotation, biological process: mRNA splicing, via spliceosome. Gene Ontology annotation, cellular component: ASAP complex; nucleoplasm; cytoplasm. The coding region runs from base 115 to 942 and encodes 275 amino acids. The transcript has 7 exons. Gene Ontology annotation, molecular function: RNA binding. Lineage: Eukaryota; Metazoa; Chordata; Actinopteri; Chaetodontiformes; Chaetodontidae. The record is from RefSeq and is a predicted model, not a curated record.